AUGGCGGUGUCGGUGGGACUGGGCAAUAGUGGUAGUGAUAACAGCAACAAUUGUAAGGGGUAUGGUGGUGGUGCCAAUGGUGGGUUGUGGUGGUUGGGUUGUAGAGGUUACAAUGGUGGUAGAGGUGGUGGCAGCAACAUUGGUGGUUGUGGUGGCAGCGGUGGCAAUUGUGGUGGUGGCAGUAACAAUGAUGGUUGUUGUAAUGGUAGUUGUGAUUAUGGUGCUAGUGGUGACAGUUGUGGUUUUGGUCGUAGUGGCAGCAACGGUGAUAGUGGUGGUGGUGGUGGUGAUGACGAUGGUUGUGACGACGAUGGUGAUGGCAAGGAUUAUGGUGGGAAUGACGGCGAUGAUGUAAGGUUAGUGAUUGUAGUUAUAGGUGAUCACUUGGUUCUUUUGGAGUAA
This is a messenger RNA of Pyrus x bretschneideri (Chinese white pear), 402 nucleotides long. Its product is annotated as glycine-rich cell wall structural protein 1.0-like. The coding region runs from base 1 to 402 and encodes 133 amino acids. The transcript has a single exon. The record is from RefSeq and is a predicted model, not a curated record. NCBI's taxonomy places the organism in Eukaryota, Viridiplantae, Streptophyta, Magnoliopsida, Rosales, Rosaceae.